CACACUAUAAAAACUAUAAAUUAUAUCUUCCAUUGUGUCACUUGAAAGCGUCAACGUAUUCUUAUGGUCUUUUCUAAACAAUCCGUUUCUUGGAGAGCCCGGCAACUUCACCUUCAACCUCCUAUUGGCCCCAAGAAUCAACACACCAGAGGUUUAUUAUUACAUGCCAAAGUUGUAGCGAGCAGCUGUGGAAGGAAUUUACCUUUUAAAACAGGAGUUAAUUCUUACAGCUCCUUCCAAUGUCUUGGAUGGACUUUAGAAUUGGAAUUGAGGAUGUUGGUGGAGCAGUAUUACAGGAACUGUGGAACAGGGUGGGGUUGCAAAUAGUGGAUCUUGCUAAGGAAACAAGGGAUGUAGUGCUUGAGAAAGACAACUUCCGAGAAUUCUCCACUAGUAUCUCUGAGUUGGAUACUCUUUUGCAGGCCUUAAAUGUGAACCAAAUUGAAACUUCAAUGGGUUCAGAAUUCACCAAGGCAGCAUUGGAGAAACUGAACAGCCAGCUAAGGAAAGCCCACAAGAUGAUCAAGGAUUAUAAAUCCGGAAGCCAUCUCCGGUUCAUACUUCACUCGCAUUCGGUGCUCUCGCAGAUGCAAUAUUUAGCCAAAGAUAUAGCUGCGAUCGUUUCCUCAUUUGAGUUGAUUAGUCUUGAUAUGGCAGUGAACUUGAAGAGUAUGAAUACCCGUAUCAUCGAGCACCUGAGUUCAAUGGAGUUCCGCGUGUCAGCAUCAACACAAACAAUUGCUUCAGAAAUAAAGAAUUCAAUAUCCCGGAGCAGUAGAAACAGAAAGAGUGCUGUGCAGCUCCUGGAGAAAAUCGCGGAAGCAGUCGGUGCCAAUGCCGAUGCAUCUUUGGUAAAAAAUGAAUUGGCACUUUUGAAGCAGGAAAAACAUGAGAUGGAAGUUCAAAAGAAGCUGGCGGAGGCACUUGAGCUUUCUCAAUUGAUAAACUUAUUGUACAGUACCGAAAUGGUUUCAAGGCCACUGAAUGAGGAUAUCUCAACAUACCACAACCAAUACCCUAUCGGUUCCUUCAUAUGCCCCUUGUGCGAUGAGAUGAUGGUAGACCCGGUUGCAAUUAUCUGUGGCCACAGCUUUGAGAGGAAGGCUAUUCAGGAAUAUUUCAAGCGUGGAAACUAUGAUUGUCCCACUUGCCGACAAGACCUUCAAAGUCAGGAGCUUACUCCUAAUGUUAACCUCCGGAGCUCUAUUCAAGAAUGGAAGAAAAGAGAUAUGGACUGGAAAUUUCAAGCUGCAGUUGCCGGUAUCAAUUCCGAUGAUCCUUUUAGAGAAAACAAAGCCUUCGAUGAUAUGCAGGAUCUGGUGGAAAUCUCCGAAUAUGCAGUGAAAGCUGCCGAGGAGGGACUCAUACCGAAGUUCGUCGAGUCGUUAAAGGACACUAGGCUUAACAGUGUGGCUGCAGAGAAAUGCCUUUAUUGUUUAGCUAAAUACUGUGAGGACCAUAAGCUACAGAUUGUUGACGCAGGAGCUGUUCGCCGCAUUGUGAAGCGCAUGUACAAUGGUGAAACAGAAGCCAAUUCACUUUCCAUCCUGUUGGAACUGUCUAAAACAGAAACUCUCAUAGAGAGAAUAGGGAAUACCAAGGAUUGUAUUCCUGUCCUGGUUUCUUUGCUCAGUAACCCCAACCCUGAUACCUCGUCGAAAGCUAAAGCUGUAUUGCAGAAUCUUUCUUCCAACACACACUUCGCUGUGAAGAUGGCUGAAGCUGGAUACUUUCAGUCAUUUGUUGCUCGAUUCAACCAAGCUGCAGGACAACAAGAGACCCAAGCAUUGAUGGCUGAAGCCUUGGAAAAGAUGCAGCUCAAAGAAAACAGCAUCAAUGACCUGAAAGAUAAACAAUUUGUUCACAAUCUAGUUCACUUGCUAUCCUCAAAUUCCCCAGCAUGGAAAUCUGCUUGCAUCAAAUGUGUCAAGAAGCUUGUACCGUAUCCCAAGAUGGUAAAGCGGUUUCUAUCAGAUCCGGAAACUAUACCACUUUUACUUAAUCUCAUUUCAUUCAGGUCAGAUCCUCUUCUUAAACAAGAAGCUGCUGAGAUUCUAGCUCUACUGAUAGAAGCAUGUCAGCCUCCUCAAUUUCAGAUGUAUCAAGGGCUCCAGGAGCUGCAAUCACAGCAUAAUGUCGGUCUCCUUUUGCAAUUUGUUGCAAAAUUUGAUUGUCAAUUUAAGGUCAAGUUCUUGCACCUGCUGCUUGAGCUAGGCAAUAAGUCAAAGACAGCUCAAAAUCUAAUACGAUCGAACACAGAUGCCGUGGAUAACCUUUUUUCUUGCCUUGGUAGUGAUCAUCCUUCAGUUAGAAAAUGGGCAAUGAAGCUAAUACAUUGUGUGUCUGAAGAUCAUCCUGACGGGGUUCCUGUCCCACCAUCCCCUGGAAAAGAAACUGCCAUCAACACCUUAGCAUCCAUCCUAGCAUGUUCGCCUAAUUUUGAAGAAAGGUCCCUUGCUGCUGGAAUAAUUAGCCAACUUCCAAAAGAUGAUAUAGCUAUUGAUGAAGUACUCCGUAAAUCAGAAACUUUAAAAGCCAUUCAUGAAGUGAUCUGCAAUUCGGAGGAAGAAUUUGGUGUGAUUGGAGCAUCCACUAACCAAGACAAGUCCCUACUUGAAAAUGCACUAGCUGCACUUUUACGCUUCACGGAACCCACCAAGCCCCAACUCUGGAGGCAAGUAGGACAGCUUGAGCUCUUUCCAUCUUUAAUUCGACUGCUUUCUACAGGUAGCUCGCUGGCCAAGCAGCGAACUGCCAUUGCUCUUGCACAUCUAUCACGGUCCACCAGCCUGUCAUUCGCAGAAACAAGCAUCAGACUGAAGCAAGAGAACUCCAUGCCACUGCUUAGCAUGAAGAAGCUCUUCCCUAACAUGUCGUGGUGCUGCUCAGGCUCAGCAGACAAUGAAAUUUUAUGCCCCCUCCAUGGAGUUGCAUGUUCGCAGAGACUUACUUUCUGCCUUGUCAAGGCAGAUGCUGUGAAGCCACUAUUGCGAACUUUGAGUGAUACAAACUCGGGUGUGGCAGAGGCUGCCCUAAUGGCACUUGAAACAUUGUUAGAAGAUCACAGUACAUUGUCACAUUCAAAUGCAAGUGCUGCCAUUGUAGAGAGUGAAGGUGUUGUGGCAAUUCUGCAGGUCCUAGAGAAGGGAUCCUUGUCUGCCAAAACAAAAGCCUUGGACUUACUCCAGAAGAUCCUAAACCAUUCACAAAUAAGUGAUGCGUUGUUUCAGAGGUGUGAGGGAAUCCUUAUCCAAUUGCUCCACGAGGAUGCCCUUCGAAAGAAAGUAGCUCUGGUGCUUAAGAACAUGAAUGUUCUUCCUGAGCAAUCCUCCUAUUUCUGAAAUUGUUUGUUUUCUGUAAAUAGGAAGCUUGAACCAGAACUUGUACAGAGUCCUAAUCAAUUCUUUAGGUAAGGUCAAGGGUUGAACUCAGCCCAAAACCAAAAACAUAGCAUAUUCAUUUUCCAGCUGAUCAGAAAUAAUAAAAAGAAAUUCUUUAGAACAAUGCUUAGUGAGUUAAUGAGAUACAUCACCAUGCAAACAGAAAGGUCAUAUGCAGAUUGAUACCAUGGAAUCAUGUUGUUUUAGAGUAUAUAAUGUAUACUAUUCAGAGUGGUUCAAUGGAAUUAAUAGGCUUCUCAGCAGUUUUGAAUGGACUUAGAA
Gossypium raimondii (Peruvian cotton) is the source of this 3662-nucleotide messenger RNA. Its product is annotated as U-box domain-containing protein 44. Bases 240 to 3341 code for a protein of 1033 amino acids. Gene Ontology annotation, biological process: cell surface receptor signaling pathway; protein ubiquitination. The record is from RefSeq and is a predicted model, not a curated record. The transcript has 4 exons. NCBI's taxonomy places the organism in Eukaryota, Viridiplantae, Streptophyta, Magnoliopsida, Malvales, Malvaceae. Gene Ontology annotation, molecular function: protein binding; ubiquitin-protein transferase activity.